Aspergillus mulundensis is the source of this 3420-nucleotide messenger RNA. RefSeq lists its product as uncharacterized. The coding region runs from base 1 to 3420 and encodes 1139 amino acids. NCBI's taxonomy places the organism in Eukaryota, Fungi, Ascomycota, Eurotiomycetes, Eurotiales, Aspergillaceae. The transcript has a single exon. The record is from RefSeq and is a predicted model, not a curated record.
AUGAACCGGUUCCGCAAAUCGAAGAAGGAGCCCAAGAGGGAAAAGGUGAAGGACGAGGUUGUGGUUACCGAAACCAGUGUGCCCCCUACUACAUUCGGCGCGAUCCUGAAGAAAAACAAAAAAGAACCCGAGCCGAAGCCCGAACUUGACCUCGAUCUCUCAAGCGCAUUGCCGUCUACCGAUGAUUUCCGAACUAGUCUGCUCAUGCCGAAGCUGUCAGCACGAUUUAGUAUGCUCAGAGAACAGGACGAUCCCGAGUCGCUUAUCGGAAAGGCUAGCGACGACAGCGUUUUAUUUCCUAGGCGCGCCUCAAGGUUGAAUCUCUUCGGUCAUAACCCCGGCCUGCUUGCCGACAUCGACGAAGUCUCUUCUGCUGGUCGGCCGUCCUUCAACCUCGAGCGAGGCUCAUAUGCGUCGGGGAGCGAUGGGUAUAAUGGGGACGAUGAUUCGCACCAAGGUAGCAUUAUGAGUAGGGCCCGCCGUACAGAGGGAAACAACCUGUUCGGGGGACGGCAAAAGGUCUAUAAAAUCGCAUCUUCAGGGUCUGGUCGCGGCGGUCGGGCAGUCUACGAACAUGAUGUCGACAAUUCGCACUUUCGACGGAAACCCAGUGUAAGGGAACAAGAUGGGGAGGAGUACACCGUCUACUCUCCGCAGGAAUCCGAAGAUGCGCUGUCCAGAGUGUCUUCUCACAACCGAACUACAUACUCUUCGACAGCUUCAGGGCCAAUGGGCAAUGCCCGCAUAUCAACCGCCGCAACUUCUGUGGACGAGCAGUCAUUGGUGACGUCUCCUGCCCAGACACACAAUAGUAACUCGGACUCUGUUAUACUGAAGCCGAUGCGCCCCGGAUCGGCUGCUGAGCGAGGAUCUGUUCGAACUCGCCGUCUGUAUGGUCAGGCUUUGGAGCAAUCGGUUCACAGCCAGCAAGCAUCUGCCCUACAUCGACUAGAGAGCUUGAGCCGCCAGCGCGCAGGCACUCCAGAAAUGCCUUCUCUCAACCGAAACUACUCCCGAAGUGCAGCAAACCUGCGCAAUGGACUGCAGAGACUGACCACUGCCGAGCCGUCGCCAGCUGCAUCUCGACCUACAAGCCCUCCAUCAUCCGCUACCUCACCUUCACGACCACCGAUUGAGUCUGAACUCAAACCUCCCAGUUUCGGACAGCCUCCACUGAGCCCUCCAGUCAGCGAAAAUGAAGAGGUAACUCUCAUGGCUGCUUUGCAACCAGAAGAUCGUGGGAAGGCAACAGCCAUGGGCAUGUUCAAUAAGCCCCGAACUGCCUACGACGAGAGCCAGUUCUCCCACCGCCAGGUUCAAAUGUUCCAGGGUAGAAACACGCCGCCGCCUCUACGGCAACAACCCCAAGUACCUGUUCCUCAAGACCCCCAGGCGCGCCAACGGGGUUUUUCAAACGCUAGUCGCCAGUCGCGGUCGAACUCCGCUGGGUCCUCUCACUACAGUGAGGCUCAUCGCCCCGGCAGCCGGUCCACCGGUAAGAGUGUAUAUGCGUCUCCUGCCAGACCAGGACAGGUUGCUACUUUCUUUGACAACUCAAGCCCGAGCGAGACGGAGGACGAAGGAUAUGGGCUAGUUUCGCGCGACGACUACUCCAUUCAUAGCAACCACCCAGCCUUCCGCUCUCAGACUCCAUCAAGACCAACAACGCCAACUAACGAUGAAAGCCAUAUAACUCUCCCUGAAGUGCGAUACUCGGACCUGGGCGACUUAAAGCCUAUUGCAGAGCACCGAGAAAGCCUUUCCGAACUGGCCAACACCCCUGGGAGCCCCGAGAAGCCUGAUUCUCCAACAAUACCCGCGGGACUUGGCCUCAGUGGUCUUGUGCGUACCCAUCUUCGGCAAGAUAGUGACAAAUCUUCCAUCUUGCCUCCUCCAUCGCCUCGCUUCCCUCCAGUCAUCGAAUCUCCGGCUCCCCGGGAACUUCCCAUGGAGCAGCCUAAGUUUGAGUUCCCGACUCGACCUCCGACGACUGCGCCGCCCCCUGUUCCAGUAGUUCCAGAUCCAAUUCCAGAUUGGCGAGACGAACUGGGUAUCAGCCGACACCAGCGCCAGGGAAGCACGGAGACGCAGAGAGAACGAGAAGAAUUCGCCCAAGAACUGGCGGAGAGGCGAAGACGCGUGCAGGAGAAGCUUCGCGAUUUUGCCGAUGAAAGCCGUGCAGCAAGCCCUGUCUCCGGCCGCCAGACGCCAGAUCUUGGUCAGCCCAAACCUGGAAACGCCUUUGCUCUUCUGAAGAACAAGCCCGGCAAGCACCAUCUCUUUAGCCGGGGCGAGCCUCGUGGGGCAAAAGGCCUUGCGUUUGGAAAUGCAUCCACACCGGCCUUGGUCUCGGAUGACCCUUGGGGAGAGGAGGACAGGGCUCCCUUCCCCCAUAUGGGCAGGCACGGCAACUCCAGCUCUCCUCAUGUAGGAGAACGGUCCAUGCGUUCCAGAAUUGCAAGUUUCGGCCGCCACAGCCAAGAAGAAUCUCGCGACUCGAGCCGUAGCCGUGGCGCGUCUCCUCACUCAAGCUUCCGGUCUCGUAGAGAACGUUCAAGCUCGAACGCAUCCAGCCGUUCGAAGAGCCGCUCUCGUCGCGACCGAGACAAUCUCACCCCCUUGGAGGAAGAUGAGAUUAGUUCUGACAACAGCUUCACCCAAGGACGUCGCCGUGUCACCUCUGUUACUUCAUCAGCUCGUCCCUCUUUGGAGAACUACGACCGCCUAGCGUAUGAAAGGGCACCAUCUGCUGCAUCAGGAGCAUACUUCCAAGAAAGCCGGUCCGCAACCCCGAUUGACCGACCGUUUGCUGCUCCUAUAGGCAACUCACCUAUCAUUGGAGCUCCGCGCCCCUCGCCCGCCGCACCACCCUUCUCGGCCAACGCAACACCUCCUUUGUACGAUGCGAACAGCGACUCUCCAGCCGCAUCCACAACCACUCUUCCUCAAAUCCUCCCCCAGCGCGCUGCAGGUCACAACGGCCUUCAGAAGCGCCCCAUUGACAAAUCGAAAAUCUCCGAACCCACCUUCAUCUCUUGCACCUCCAACGUCCCCACCGUCGGUCUUCCUCCCGGCGCAAGCCUGAGCAACGGCAUGGAAACCCCUCCUCUCCCUCCAAUGAACCCACGCCGCCGCCGCCAAACAACCACGCAAACUAUUCUCGGCGCGUUCAAGUCGCAGCCUGAGUACGAGCCUUACGAGGGCCGAGAACGCAGCACCUUUGAUGAUAAUGAAGGCCAGAAGCGCUCGCGGUCCCGCUCGAGGCCGCGCAACCGCUUGCGCAAGGUCUCUAGCGAGCAGGGUGAAUUGAACGCUGCUGCUGCUGCUAUGGCUCGACAGAGUAUGGCGCCUAGCGCGAUCACAUCGCCGUCUCCUACACCUUACCAGCCUCGCAUCCCUAUGGAUGGCGGCAUGUUCUGA